CGAGCCCCUCAGUCGGCCCGCAAGCCUCGUCUUGGCGCGAUCGCGAGAGGCUCAGUGCGGCUCGUCCGCCUUGGCUGUCUCUCUCUCUCCCAUAUUGCACACUAACACUAACACACGUGUACAAAGACCGCGUGUGCGAUUUACGUUUUCUAUAAAAUCGUUCUCGACUUAUGCAAGUAAGGGCGGAUAUAAGUGUCAUGAGAUAACCCGGAGAUCGGAGCGGAGUAUAUAGAUAUAUUAGAGAGAGAGAGAGAGAGAUAUAUAUAUACCUUAUACGAGAGCGCAGCCCUGGCGGCAGCUGUUUACGCCCGCACCGACCGACAUCCAAUCGGCUCCAGAUAGUUGCAAGGUGUCGCGGAGUCACAAGCUGAGCACAGUCCCUAGAUGCUCUUCGCCCCAGGCCGACGAUUGUCCUGACACCGGACUACUAGCAGCAGCAGCAGCAGCAGCAGCGGCAGCAGGAGAAAAAAAGGAACCAACCCCAAAAGAGCAUCCCCGAUAGCUUGAGGCCGCAGCACAAGUCGGGGGGGAGGCAAGCAAGGGCUCAAGGGAAAGAGGCAUUCUAACCCGCGGAGCAGGGAAAAUCGAUGGCCAUCAGCGCCCAUGGGCGGCCUGGCGUUUAGAACGCGGAAUAGCCCCUCCCAGAAGACCUCGCUCCGCUGGGGCGACUGUUGCCCUCCGAAUUCCAGGCCCCCGGCGGCACUACGAUCGGCUGCCACGAGCACCGCACCAAAGACAGCCAUUGCUCGGGCCCCGUUCUAUCCGCCGCGUGGACCAGUCAGGCCGAUUCAGCUAACCUCGGCACUGUUCAGGAAGCCUAGGAGGUACCAGGACAUGACGCCCUUUCACGUCUGAGGCUGCCCCCCGCUGUUGCGUGACUGCACUCCCAGGGGCCUCCAAAGGUUUCCGAACGUUGGGAAAUCGGACCGACUACCGAACCUCUCGGACUUGGGUCUGCGUCAAUUGGAGUACACGCCGGUCGAACUAUCAGCGCCGAAGAUGAUCAACAUCGCGGGGGUCGUGUCGAUCGUUUUGUUUUACAUGCUCAUCUUGGGCGUGGGAAUAUGGGCCGCCCGGAAAAAGGAAGCCGGCAACGACUCCGAGGAGGAGGUGAUGCUGGCCGGCCGUUCCAUCGGCCUCUUCGUCGGCAUCUUCACGAUGACCGCCACUUGGGUCGGCGGUGGCUACAUCAACGGCACCGCCGAGGCCAUCUACACGAGGGGCCUCGUCUGGUGCCAGGCUCCCUUCGGCUACUCCCUCAGCCUCAUUUUCGGUGGAAUAUUCUUCGCCAACAAGAUGCGACAGCAGGGGUACAUCACGAUGCUGGACCCGCUCCAGGACGCGUUCGGUGAGCGUAUGGGUGGGCUCCUCUUCCUUCCAGCACUCUGCGGCGAGGUGUUCUGGGCGGCGGGCAUCCUUGCGGCCCUCGGCGCUACCCUAGCCGUUAUCAUUGACAUGGACCAAGGAACAUCGGUCAUACUGAGUGCCUGUAUCGCCGUCUUCUAUACACUAUUUGGUGGCCUCUAUUCCGUUGCUUAUACCGAUGUUAUUCAACUUUUCUGCAUAUUUAUCGGACUCUGGAUGUGCAUUCCGUUUGCCUGGGCGCAUCCGAUAGUGCAGCCUCUGGGCUCGAUGGACGUCGACUGGAUUGGCGCGGUGGAACCAAAGGAAUACUGGUCCUACUUGGACUAUGGACUGCUUUUAAUUUUCGGCGGUAUCCCGUGGCAAGUUUACUUUCAGAGGGUUCUCUCCUCGAAAUCCGCCGCGAGGGCUCAAAUACUCAGCUACGUGGCCGCUUUCGGAUGUAUACUUAUGGCUAUUCCACCCGUACUCAUUGGUGCUAUUGCGAAGGCUACUCCUUGGAACGAGACGGGCUACAAGGGUCCCUGGCCUCUCACGGAAACCGAGACUAGUAUGAUUCUGCCGAUGGUACUGCAGUACCUCACACCGGACUUCGUGUCGUUCUUCGGUCUCGGAGCAGUCUCGGCUGCUGUCAUGUCAUCCGCCGACAGCAGUAUCCUAUCGGCCAGCUCGAUGUUCGCGAGAAACGUGUACAAGCUCAUCUUCCGACAGCGGGCUUCGGAGAUGGAGAUCAUCUGGGUGAUGCGUGUGGGCAUCGGUGUGGUUGGAAUCCUGAGCACGAUCAUGGCCCUGACCAUCCCGUCGAUCUACGGUCUCUGGUCGAUGUGCUCGGACUUGGUCUACGUGAUCCUGUUCCCGCAGCUGCUGAUGGUCGUGCACUUCAAGCCGUACUGCAACACCUACGGCAGCCUGACGGCCUACAUAAUCGCUUUCGUCGUUCGCAUCAGCGGAGGCGAGCCGAUUAUGGGUCUGCCAGCUCUGAUCCAUUAUCCGGGAUACGACUACGAGAACAAGGUGCAGAUGUUCCCGUUCCGAACGAUGGCCAUGCUCAUAUCGCUCAUUACGCUCGUCGGAGUAUCCUACGGUACGCAGGUCGUCUUCCUCAGUGGUAGACUCGCCCCUGGUUACGACAUCUUCCGCUGCGUCGUCAAUAUUCCGGAGGAUGUGGAGAGGGUUGGACCCGAUCCAGCAGAGUCGGUGGUUCGCUACGUGGUGUUACAGGGCGAGCAGAUGUCAGUUCUAGCAGCCGGUGACGGUAGACUCUACGGCAGCAAGGAUGAAUCCAACGGACGAGUGAAUCCAGCACUCGAGCCGGACUACGACAUGGAGCCGGGAUACCCAGCGGUGGACCAGACGGGAAGCGGUGGCGGAGGCGGCGGUGGUUCAGCUGGACCAACUGCCCCAACCAUCGGUUCUCGUCAGGCCCAAAACAGUACCGCCUUCUAAUCGCGGACUCCGUGAUCGGAUGCUGUGACCAACAAUAAGCGCGGCGACGCGGCGGCCCACCCUAUCUCAUCCACUUCUUCUUCUCCUUCUUUGGUUAUCCAAUCAGGUUGUUGAAAUAAUUUAUUUUUCUUAACUUUUACCUACAACUUUGUUAUUCGAAUUUUAAAUUUCUUUGCUGUGUCGUCCUUUUUCGGUUCACCGGCGAAUCGCGAAAUUCUGAAAAUAUUUGGUCUCGGAAUUUCGCGGCUAGUCGAGAUCUUCUUCUUUCCGAUAAGCCGCGUCGCCUCUUAGGCCUAGUGAAUUACUAUAUAACUUACCGUUUUCGUUUGAGAUGUAUAUGUAACAUAUGAAUGCAUUUAUAUAGUCUACCAACUGCUUAUUAUUAUACUGAAGGUUUUACGUUGUUCGAGAAUAUAUUAUAUUAUAUCGGCCGAUCCGCCAAUCCGCGUUAUUAUCAAGAUCGUUGUUUUGUAUACAGAUAUAUAAUAUAUAUAUAUAAAAAAAAUGAGUUGAUUUUAUGGGAUGCAGGUCAUACACAAUAUAUAUGUACAUACAUGAGAGAGAGAUAGAGAUUAUCUAUGCAAUAUCGGUAUAUGUAUAGAGAGAGAGAGAGAGAGAGGACGUGUUGAUGAAUCUACGGGGCGAUAUUUUGUUUAUGAAAAUAUAAAGUUGAGAAGAAAAUGUUGCAAUACCUACAUGUAGAAACUUGAUCGUGAUGUCAAUUUCAGAAGAUUAUCGUACACGACACACUACUCACGCGAUUUUUGUUCAAUUUUAGGGAUAUACAAUAUAAAUAAUCCAUAGUUAUACAUAUAUUUGAAGUUUAGUAGAACGCUUUCGUCGUGUAUAACUCGCUGCGCCGCGUAAACGCUGAUCGUUUCCCUCGCUUGAUAAAGUUCCUCUGCAUAUCCGCGACGACUACUUAUUAUAAAACUGCAUACGAGAGUAUAAACGUAAACGCGUAUUUCGCUGCAGGUAUAAAUGCAUAAACGUGAAAAAUUAGCAAAAAACGCGUGACUAUGUAUUACUCGAUACGUGUUUCGUUGACCACAAAACCAUACAGUUGUUGAUUGUGAUUGUUCAUUAUUUUUUUUUCUUUCCUUUUAGUACAAUUGACGUUAGCAACGGCUUCUUUUUAGAUAACAUUAUUGAUAAUCAUAUUAUAACUGGAAGUUAAAAAUGGAUUUCUGUCGACUACUUUGUGAUAAAUAAAGUCUAAGUUUUUAUUGGUUAGGUAAAAAAAAAAAUAGUUAAAUUAUCGAUUGUAAAAUAUCUUUGUUAGAGGAUCGUAGUGAGAAAGAGAUGAAUUUAUUUAUGAACAUUAGUUUUUUUAAGUACAUGCGGUUUCAUCAUACGAAUAUGAUGAAUUUCAAAGAAAAAAAGUUGAGUAUAAUUAUUGCACUAUAAUUUGCCUAAGUGAAUAAUUUUGCUUGAGAAAUGUAUAUUUUUUGCCGAGUACAACCAAACACAGACGCGCCAGUCAAACGAAUAGAAAGCGUUUCCAAUGUUCGAAGGUGCACUUACAACAAUCGGCGGCUGUGACUACAUUUUUGCUCUUUAUUGUAAGUGCAUACCCCUUUCUCCGUCGUUAUCGGAUGAAUCAACGUCGUUUCAUUAAUAACGUCGCUACAGACAAAAUGAAAAAAAAAAAAAAAUUACAGAUAAAAAUAGGGGCUGAAGGAUAAAGGCAAUUUUCGCUCGACUGCGCGUCUCCGUAGGUGACUGGGCGGUAUUUCAUAAAAGAUGUAUAAAAUAUUUUUCUAACGGAAUACAAAAUGGCGGAUCAGCCUUCGAUGCAGAGCUUGUUGAGUUUUAUUAUAUAGUGUAUAGCAAAGGGAUUUUGUGUGCGCUGCACCGGAAAAAAAUUAUUAUAUCUAGCGUGCGCUAGCCAGUUACGUACAAAAACUCACACAUACACACACGUACACACCACGUAUACAUGUAGAUAUAAUAUUUUAAAGGUCAACUGUUUCGAAGGUGAACAAAAAUAAAUAAGAGAUAUACACUUAUGAUAUUAUGAUAAUAUACUGUUAUGAAAAAUACGCGCAAGAUUUUUUAAAGUCUUGAUUAGAUCGGUUAACGGUUAUAAAUUAUCGUUACGUGUUGUUGUAUGGAGCUUCAGUUUCUCAACGCGUCUGUAGUCGACUCUCGAUUUUGUUCUCUGUACAUACAUGCAUAGUACUUAUUACCGGACAGGGUGAGCUUGAAAAAAUCUUGCGAUCGUAUACCAUUGAAAGUGCGAAACAAAAAGACAAACAGACGAAUACCAUAUCAUAUACUGAAGGUAUAAGAAUUCAGCUAUAUUUAUUGAAAAAAAUAAAAA
Messenger RNA from Nasonia vitripennis (jewel wasp), 5131 nucleotides. It is a transcript of the gene ChT, whose product is annotated as solute carrier family 5 (choline transporter)-like. The record is from RefSeq and is a predicted model, not a curated record. The transcript has 8 exons. Bases 1000 to 2808 code for a protein of 602 amino acids. Gene Ontology annotation, molecular function: choline:sodium symporter activity. Gene Ontology annotation, cellular component: plasma membrane. Gene Ontology annotation, biological process: acetylcholine biosynthetic process; choline transport; transmembrane transport. Lineage: Eukaryota; Metazoa; Arthropoda; Insecta; Hymenoptera; Pteromalidae.